Messenger RNA from Zerene cesonia (dogface butterfly), 3496 nucleotides. RefSeq lists its product as uncharacterized. The record is from RefSeq and is a predicted model, not a curated record. The annotation marks the transcript as partial. Lineage: Eukaryota; Metazoa; Arthropoda; Insecta; Lepidoptera; Pieridae. The transcript has a single exon.
GGGAAAAAACGAGUGUCACGUACUUUCGUAUUCUGUAGUCUUGUAAUAUUAUUAAGUGCCGCUAAAAGUAAAAAACCUUAUGAAAAAAACAAACUGGUGACCUGGCGACUUGGAUGUGAACUAGGAAUUGUUAUAGAUUCUGACUGUCCUGUUGAUGGAGGUUGGUCAACUUGGACUGCUUGGUCUGCUUGUCUAGGAUUAUGUGAUGAGACCGGACAUCGAAGGAGAACCAGAGCUUGUGUGAAUCCACCUACAUCUAAAGAUGGCUUACCCUGUAGUGGGCCAGAGCAAGAAAUUGAACCUUGCUUUCUGACCAAUUGUACCAUUGCAGACUUUAGAAAGAUAAUUAAAAAUGAUCCAGUAAGAAUGAUUGGUCUCCGACAAUUAGAAGCGGUUCCUGUUUUGUUAGACCAAUGUCUGAUAAGGGAAUGCCCAUAUGAGGCAAUUGAAGCAGCUUUAACAACAGAUAAUACUUGGCAAUUAAGUGCUGAACCAUUAUGGAAUGCUUUGCAAUGUGUAAAGCGAAAUUUGGGUUGCCCCGUUACGGGACAGUGGGGCAAUUGGGGUCCUUGGUCAGCUUGCGGGGCGCUAUGCGGGAAGGGAUUACAGUGGAGAUAUAGAAAAUGCGACUCUCCAUCUCCUUCAGACGCUCGCCUUGUAUGCUCCGGUGCUCCAUUGCAGUAUGAAGAAUGUGAGGGUGAUCAAUGUGCGAUAGUUGAACCAUCUCUUGAGUAUUCAACAGGUGGCACUUGGAGUGAGUGGGGUCAAUGGUCGGACUGUUCAGAACACUGUGGAAUUGGUAUUCGGCGGCGGAAAAGACAAUGCUUUCAAAAGCAUACAUCUAUGUCAUCAUUUGUAUGGGGGACAUUUUGUCGCGGACAAUACGACCAACUAGAAGUGUGUUCUAACAAAAACUGUAAGCUUAACGGGGGUUGGUCUGGUUGGGGGGGUUGGGGUCCAUGUUCGCAAUCUUGUGGAGCUGGGAAACGUUCUAGAUCAAGGUCUUGUACACGGCCCAUACCUUUUGGUGGAGGGGCUAAGUGCUUCGGUUCAAGAACCGAGGUCGGACCAUGUCAUUUAAAUCCAUGUAACGUUUACUUUCAUAACAUAGCGUUAUUUAACGGCGAUUCUGUGUUACAGUACAAUUUUCCAAGGAAGCAUUCAACAUUUUUUCAUUUUUAUAUGCGUUUUUUGCCAUUGUCUCCCACAGGAACGUUGUUACGUAAAGGUCCUUUAAAUAAUCCAUUAGUACGACUGAAUAUGCAUAAAUGGCACGUAUGCUUAGACGUAAGCGGAUCAUCUAAAUCAUGUUUUAUUCCGCGACUUUGUUCACCAACUGCAAUUGAUCCCGCAGCUUGGCAUUCAGUUCUAGUGACAUUAACUAAUGAUAUAGCUAUGCUAAGAAUAGAUGAUGCACAAGUUCCAAUUAAAGGUUCAUUCUCUUGCGAUCCUGAGUUAGAAAGAAAUAAUGUGAAAAUGUUUGUCGGAAAUAGAUUUCAUGGUGCAGUUCAAGAAAUGAUGCUUAACUUUAUUCCACUGAGUAUGUUAAUUGAAAAAGAACGCCAAACACAGAAAUCAAAUUUUUUCCCAUCAUUCGCGUCUAAUAUGGCGUAUGAUAGGGCUAAUUUUGAUGAAGCUUUUAUUAAUUUAGAAAAUGACUACUACCUUCGUGUACCUUGUUUUAGUACUAGUAAAGAUAGCUGGCGUUUAGAUUUAACUUUAAAGCCAAAUACAGAUACUGGCAUGAUAUUAUUUAUGUUGGAUAGCACAAAUGAUUAUUGGAUCUUACUUUCGUUACAAAAUUUAAGGCUUAAAAUUAAAUUAAACCUAGGCGAACGCAAACCAGAAAUACUUAGCUCGUCAGAGUGUGUACCUCAUCAAUGGCUAGAUUUGUCACUUACUAAAAAGACCGCUGCUAAUAUUAUUGAAGCAACAAUCAACGCGGGCGAGAAACUUCAUAUUCUUUUAGCAGAUGAUAGAUGUAAAAGGACAGAAGACAUAAACCUUGAUAGUGAAAAGUCGUUUUAUUUAAAUUCAACCAUUUAUGAAGAAGUGUGUAAUUCUGGUGAUGAAACAAAUUUAACAAAAUGCGAAAAAAAAUCAAGGACACAAAUUAAUUGUAAUGAAGAAUUUUAUAUUGGUGGUUGUCCACAUUACAUUAAAAGCAAGAUUCCUGAAGACAUACCUUCAUUUUCUGGAAUUAUCGCUUCUCUUAAAAUUAACAAUGAGUUGUUGGAUCUUCGUGAUUACAGUAUUGAGAGAAAUAAAGGUAAAUUGUUGCAAUUAUCCUCACGCACAGCAAGUGUUUCAGGAUCCUAUCAUGAAUUAAUGUGGGGUAAAUCAAACAAGCUCAAUUUAACUUGUCUUUAUUCCAAAAAAAUAAGUACAUCAAAAGAAGUAAGUUACUGGCUUUUUUUGGACACUGAUGUUAAUGAAAUAAUAAGGGACAAAAAUAUUACAUCCCUGGACGACGGCAGACUUCUCAGAUUAACAUUAGAAGCAGAUAAUGAGUUACGAGGUUUUUAUACGUGCCGUUCUUUUUAUAAUACAAGAACGCGAAAUAUCAUAACGUAUGGGGUUAUUGGUAAAUUUAAGAAUGAUCUAACUGGACCUGAUUUAACUACUAUUACAGCGGUUUUUACAACAGUAUCGCUCAUAAUUUUUACAUUAGUAUGGCUUACAAUAGAAGGCAUACACGAUCUUCGCGACGGAUAUGGAUUUUUCCGUGAUGCACAUAUGUCUCCCGAAAAAGAAGCAGAAGCUGUUUGUAAAUAUAUCGAUCAAAAUAAGCACUUACUGGGAAGUAAAAGUGCCGUUAGACUAGCUAAAGCUAGAGCGAAACGUAAAGCGAGGCAUUUAGCUAGUCAGAUCAGUUUUGCAGCCCAAGAACCGGAUGGUUUAAUGGAAAUUAACAACGACGAAUUUUCCGCCGUGGAUGAAGGGACAGCAACUGAGCCCGAGGUAUUGCCUGCUUUACCAGAUGCUAAAUCUCCAGCCCCUGAACCGUCCCAUGAAGUGUUUCGAUGCGAACCUUCCUAUGUCAGUUCUCCCAAACACGGCUCGAACAUUACAUCACCCGGAACAAAAAUAACGUCAUCAUCGUCUUUAGAUAGCUCCCCGAGACACCUUUGUUCAAGAUUAUUGAUGAGCAAAGUUAAAUAUUCGUCAAAGGAAAGUUUGAGAUCUAAAAGGGUACUUCGCAAUAAAAACCUUUCAAACCGAUCCCAAUUGUUGACUAUAAAAUCAUCUACGUAUGUGAAUUUAUCGCCCGGACAACGCAUAUUACAAAAAUUCAAAGAGUUGAAAUCAAUGGAUGAUUAGAUUUUUUAUUGAAGAACACAUAUUUUUAGACGAAAUCAAAACAUAUAAUCUAUAUGUUUGUAACAUAUAAACCGUUACCGUUGCCCUUUAUAACGAACUUUGGUUUAUAGCUAACACUACUUGCUUCUAAACGACGAUUUCUAACGAAAACUUGUUUUAACGCUAAUAUGUAUAU